UCGUACCGCAUGUGAUUCACAGCUGCUGGCAAUAGGGUACGAAUAAACGAGUUGUAAGGUUGUAGGGUUAUAUAUUGAAUAUCUCGUAUAUAAAAUAAGAUAUAUAAUAAAAAUAAUAAGUCAAGAAUUGCAUUUAAUUAAAAUAAAGUUUAUGAUUUAUUAAUAAUUAAUUAUCGUUGGUGUGUUGUGUUGAUUUUAUAUAUUAAAAAAAGAAGGAAAAAGAUGGCUAUAAAGAAAGCACGUGGGAAAAAAAAAUGUAAACCGGAUUCAUCUAAAAAUGAUGAGAAACAUAAACAAGAAAAGAAAAUAAAAGUUAAGAACAAGAAAGCAUUGAUUAUUCAGCAAGAAAUUAAAUUUGUACGAUUACUAUCGUGCAAUGAUAAAAGAAUAAGGGACAAAGUUUUGAAAAGUUUGAAGAAGUGGUUAAUAGUACGUUCUAAAAGUUCAUUUGAAUUUAUAGAAGAAGAUUUCAUGAGAUUAUGGAAAGGUUUGUUUUACUGUAUGUGGAUGGCGGACAAACCUUUAAAUCAAGAAGAGUUAGCUGAAUCUCUUAGUAAAAUUAUACAUUGUUUCGAUUCUAUGCCAUUAGUAUUAUUAUAUAUCAAAAGUACUUUAAAAACUUUAGCGAUUGAAUGGUUUGGCAUAGACCAAUAUAGAUUGGAUAAAUUUGCUAUGUUAGUUAGAAGAAUAUUACGACAAACUUUUAAAAUAUGUCACGACAAGAAUUGGGACAUGGAAUGGGUAGAAGGUUUAAUGAAAAUAUUGCAAGAGAUCUUAAUAGAACCAAAAUAUUGUUUAGGUUUUAAAAUGCAUGUAACUGAAUUAUAUUGGGAAGAAAUAGCAAAGGUCAGCAAUGGAAACAUACCAGAAGAUGUUGUUACAAGACUUGUCGAACCAUUUAUUGCAUACUUGGCAGUAAUGGGAGAUGAAAAACUAAUAAGGCACGUAAUGAAACAUAUUUUUAGAUAUCUUAUCUUUCAAUCCGAUGUUGGAAUGGAUUACAAAGAAAAAUUUGAAGCUUGGAGAAAAGCUGGGUUCCCUUGUAAAAGUAUUGACGAUAUGCAAAAAAUAGAAGAAUCUGAUGAAGAAAGUGAGGAAGAUACAAAAGUAAUUUCUGAAAAAGAAUCAACAGAGAAUACAGUAAAAGUUUUAGAUCCAAGAGCUGGUAGAGUUGAUGUAGAGUUGCCACAAAUAAAUUUUAAUGCUAAGAAUAUAUCGGAAGUAAUUAAAUUAUACAAAUUUCAUCCUUCAUCAACAACAAAAUCACGAAGACAAAUUGCACGUCUUAUAGAUGAAUUUACAGAAGUUUCGGAAGGUAAAAUGCCUCUUGGUGUGCAGGAAGUAGAAACCAUUCGCAAAUUUAGUUCCAAAACAGAUCCAAAGAAAGCUGCGUUACGCUUACUGAAAUUUAACGAAGAGUUGUAUUCUGAUAGUAACGAAAAUAAACGAAAGAGAAAAAGAAAUGGAUCAGAUGAAAGUUUCAUCAAUGAAUUAGAAGAAAUUAAUACAGACAAGAAUAUUACAUUAGAAAGGAAUAAUAAAAAAUUAAAUAAGAGGAAAAAAUUAAAUCAAGAUUUAAAAAAUAAUUUAGACGAACCAAAUCAAACUAUAGAAGAAUCAUGUUCGAAAGAUUUGAAGAUUAAUAACAAGAAUAAACAAAAGAGACGAGGAGAUCAACUUGAAAAUGAAACUGUAAAAAGUAAGAAAAAUGAGAUGACUAUGAGCAUACCUUAUAAGAUAGGUAAAUCUAAAGGAAUAAAAAGAAAAUCGACAUUGAUUAACGAGAAAAAUAUGAUAAUGAGUAAAUUGAAGAAAAUGAAAAAUAAUAUUUGCGGUCAUUGGGAUAUAUCGGAUUACUUUGUACCGGUCAAUAGUAAUCAAAAUAAAAUGAAUAAUUCGUGUAAUGAAGAAAUUGAUAAGUCGAUAUUAAACGAUAAAAGUGACGUAAUACCUGAUAAAAAAAUAAUGUUAACUCCUGAAUUAGGUAAAUCAAUGAGUUCAAAAGAAAACACGGAAAAACAAAAUAAAUUGAUCAAUGAAUUAGGACAGAAGAAACGCGUGAAAAUCGUUUUACAACGUAACACUGCUCAACACACGUCAGAUUAUAUUCAACAAGUUAAACAAAGUCCAGCGAUUCCUUUCGAUGCUAAUAAAAAACCACCGGUUGGUGUUUUGAAAGCUAGCCCAAUACCAAGUCCAAUUAAUCCAUUUUAUAAAAAGAAAUAUAAAACGAUAAAUAAAUAAUGCAAUUUAAGUUAUAAGUAAAUAAUGCAAUUAAGCGAUAUGUGAAUUUAGGGAAAAAGAACAAAACAAAACUACAACAACAACAACAACAACAAAUUGAUUAUUUG
This is a messenger RNA of Polistes canadensis, 2351 nucleotides long. It is a transcript of the gene Nnp-1, whose product is annotated as ribosomal RNA processing protein 1 homolog. The transcript is spliced from 7 exons. The record is from RefSeq and is a predicted model, not a curated record. Bases 223 to 2244 code for a protein of 673 amino acids. Gene Ontology annotation, cellular component: preribosome, small subunit precursor; nucleus; preribosome, large subunit precursor. Gene Ontology annotation, biological process: rRNA processing. Lineage: Eukaryota; Metazoa; Arthropoda; Insecta; Hymenoptera; Vespidae.